Molecule: messenger RNA, 3105 nt
Organism: Sclerotinia borealis F-4128
Lineage: Eukaryota; Fungi; Ascomycota; Leotiomycetes; Helotiales; Sclerotiniaceae
Source: the annotation of a GenBank genome assembly
AUGCGGUCUUGGAUUCGACGACACGUUCACAGGGACAAGACUGGUAGGAGCGAUUGGGAACAUCAAUCGAAAUGGGCUCAAUCGAAAUGGGCUGGUUGGAAGGCUGGUGUUAUGGGGGAUGUUUUGUCAUCAAGUGCACGACCAAUUAUAUCGGGAAUUGAAUCAAAGCCUGUGCAAAAACCAUCGGCCAUGUUGUCAUUGACUGCAUUAUCUGUUAUUUCAACAGUCGAACGAGACUCAAAUGCUGUACUAGAGCCAUCUACAUUAUCUUCGGCUGAGCUACCAGUUCUAUCAGGAUUUGAAUCCAAGCCUCAUUGGAAGGUUCGGGUGGGUAAUACCACCGUGGAAGUGAAGACAGCUCUCAACAAUAUCGUCAAAGCAGCGCAGUAUGCCCAGUCCUUCAUUGGGACAGUGGUGUCAGGAGAGCCUCAUGCCGCUCUGGCUUGGGCUGGAGUGAGCUUGUUCUUACCUGUAGGUCUCUCCCUAUUUCUCUAUCAGUAUCAAUUCGCGGGCUUAUUUAACACCGUAAAACAGCUUCUAAUAAAUGCUUCCGAGCAACCGAAGGAUCUUGUUAAGGGCGUUGACUAUAUCUCCAGAAUCCUUUGUCAAGUUUCCGUCAUCGAGCGCAUGUAUCAGGAACAAAUUGCCUAUUUUCCCUUGGCGACUGCUACCAGGGAUACUGCAAAACUCUUCUCAAAGUUUGAAGAAGACCUUACGAACUUCUACGCAAAAAUAUUGCAGUAUCAAUGUCGUGCGUCAUAUCAACUAAAUUCCACUAAAGCGACUCGUGUGGCAAGAGAUAUGAUCAGGUUGGAUAAUUGGGAUGGCUUGUUGACCGAACCUAAAGAACACGAGGCUGCAUGCGAUAGCUCCAGGAUCGAAGGAGAGAAUCGCUGCAUACAAAACUUUUAUGUAUCCGCAUACGAGAAGCAGAUGAACCGAAAUUCGGAUGCUAUCAAGGGAACCUGCCAUUGGCUAAUUGAUCACCCUAACUUCGCACACUGGAAAGAUUCAGAGUCGUCUUCUCUGUUGUGGGUUUCUGCUGGCCCCGGUUGUGGCAAAUCAGUAGUGUCAAGGAUGCUAAUCAAGAUGUUAUCCGAGAAGCGUCCGCAGCCGGCAAAGUCGAGAACCGUUUGCUAUUUCUUUAAGGAAGAUGAUGAUUCGCAACGAACGGUAGAAAAUGCGCUAUGCGCUAUACUGCAUCAGAUUUUGACCGCACCUGGGAAUUCAAAGCUCGAUGUGGGACAUAUUGAAAAAUAUUGCGCAAGAUCCAUCAGCGGGGGAAAUCAUCUGCAUUUGGAUGCACUUGAUGAGUGCGAAGACACAAGUCGUUACAUGCUUAUUGAUACUUUGCGAGAAUUUCAUCGCGACUGCAUCGAGAAUUCAAAUUCUAUAAGUCUCCAUCUUAAAAUUCUUGUCACAAGCCGACCUUAUACUGGUAUUGAGAGGAGAUUUAAGGCUUUGACAGGAAAAUUCCCUACCAUCCGACUAUCGGGUGAUGAGGAGUCAGCGAAAAUCAGCAAAGAAAUUGAUCUUGUAAUCGAAGAAGAGGUUAAACGUCUCAGAAAUUACAACUCAAAACAACUGAGAGGCAUUUGUCUCAUGUUAUUAAAGAACUUCCACAAACAAGUGGAUCAGGCAUACGAAGCUAUAUUGAACCGAAUUCCAAAGGGUGAAUUGGGACGAGCUAAGAAGCUCUUGAGCAUUGUCGUUGCGGCAGAAAGGCCUUUGCAUGUACAGGAAAUGAAUGUGGCUCUCGCUGUAGACGAAGAGCCAACUCAAAAUUCACUAUCCAGUCUUGAUAUUGAGUCUGAAGCUAAUUUUCGGGCGACUCUGGGAAACAUUUGUGGGCUAUUUGUCACAGUCGUGGACUCGAAAGUAUAUCUUAUUCACCAGACGGCUCGCUCAUUUUUAUUGUCGAAUCACGAAACACCACAAGACAUGAUUGAUAAUUUUGAAUUUAAAUGGAAAGGCUCUGUGCAUCGGUCGGCUGCCCAUCUGUUACUGGGCAAAAUCUGUGUCAACUAUCUUCUUUUCCGCGAUUAUGAGCAAGAACCUCCAUUUUUCAAGCUGAAGCAAUGGAAUGUGUUGAGAGAAACUGAUUGUGGAAAACAACUUACUCUUUGCUUUACAGGUGCCACACAAAAACACUCAUUGGCUAUAUAUGCUUCACAAAACUGGGGAUUGCAUAUACAACAAACGAACGUUGUCGAGAAUACGGCCUUGUCCAACGCUCGAUAUAUAGUAGAAGAGUUGGACUGUUUCUAUCCUUUGGCAAUUGCCGUGAAUUCAGGUAUCGAAUUUAUGGUCCGACGCGCUUUGGAAAGUCAAGGCCCUUCUGAUAUCCAAUGUAGACAAGCAUUAUGUCAAGCUAUUAGACUGGAACAUACAAAGGCUGUACAAAUGAUUCUAGAAGACCGAAAGUUGGAAGAUCUUCAUGCCCCUUUACUGACUGCAAUUGGGAUGCACAGAUUUGAUCUGGUAAGGUUGCUGAUUAAAUAUGGUGCCGGGGAACAAGACCUUUAUCAAGAGGCUCUUGACGAUGCUACGGACACUGAUUUCGGAGAUUUCGGUGAAGCUAUCCUAUACAGGGAAUGGGUUGCUUAUUUCGGAUACCCAUUUUUCCAGCUAGUCAUCGCUCACUGCGAUGAGCGUGCCCUAGCAUACCUGAUCAGUCUUGGAUUAAACCCCGACGGCUUACUAUAUGACCAUGAGACACCACUAACGUGGGCUGUCUGUUGCAGACAACCGACCAUGGUGAGGGCUUUAAUUGAGCACGGGGUUGAUGUCAAUGGGUCGAAAUUGGGCGGUUGCAAUCCCAUAUCUCAAGCGCUUCUGUUAGCAGAUUCUGAUCUAAACAUACAAAGGAUCAAUGAUAACGACAACAUAUCGCCGAAAUUUCUGAAUUCAAUGUGGGAGCAUGAUUGUAUAAUAGCAACGCUUCUAGUGGCCGGCGCGAAAACUACUGGUUUAUCGGACUUAGAGUCGAAUGCGUUGUCGGAAUUCCAUCACCGUCAGAAAAAGCGUAGAGAACUUGGAAUAUGUACUGAUACUGGUCUUGAUUUACAGAAGCUAGCGAAUAGGCCGGAUUUAGGGUCUACCUAA